Messenger RNA from Canariomyces notabilis, 1504 nucleotides. Its product is annotated as proline-specific peptidase. Bases 127 to 1059 code for a protein of 310 amino acids. Gene Ontology annotation, biological process: proteolysis. The record is from RefSeq and is a predicted model, not a curated record. The transcript has 2 exons. Lineage: Eukaryota; Fungi; Ascomycota; Sordariomycetes; Sordariales; Chaetomiaceae. Gene Ontology annotation, molecular function: peptidase activity.
UGCAGCAGGACAUCUCGCUGCCGAAUUGUAACUUCUCUAGCAGUAGCCCUUCUUUCCACGCCUAUUCAGUCUCUUGACCGAACAUCUACAUAGGUAGUCCCGAAUUUGAACGACUAUUGAUCAUCAAUGGAUACGCUACCGGGUCCCGUAACCGGCGAAGUCGAGUUCGACGCUCCCGGCGCGGGCAAGCGCUGCAAGACGUGGUACAAGAUCGUGGGCAGCCUAGAGUCCGCGUCAUCCCCGCCGCUGAUCGCCCUGCAUGGCGGCCCCGGCGCCGGCCACGAGUACCUGUCGUCGCUCACCCAUCUCUACGCAAAAUACAGCAUUCCCCUCAUCUUCUACGACCAGAUCGGCUGCGGGCACUCGACCCACUUGCAAGAGAAGCUGAACGACAUGUCAUUCUGGACCGUCGAUCUGUUUGUGAAAGAACUGGACAACCUGAUCGACCAUCUGAAGCUGCGAGAGAAGGGCUUCUAUCUCUUGGGCCAAAGCUGGGGUGGUAUCCUCUGCGGUACCUACGCCUCGCGCCAACCCAAGGGACUGCGCAAAGCCAUAAUCUCGAGCGGGCCGGCGAGUUUGCCCCUCUAUGUCCAGGGCGUGCAGAACCUCCUCGCCGAGUUGCCUCCCGAUGUCCGUAGGACGUUGGAAGACUGCGAUCGGCGUGGAGACCAUGAGAGCGAGGAGUUUGAAAAGGCCUCGGCUGUCUUUUACAGUCGACACGUCUGCCGCCUCGAUCCAUACCCGGAAGAUAUCCAGGCUGCGUUCAAGAAUCUCAAGGAGGAUCCCACCGCGUAUCUGACCAUGCAAGGACCGUCCGAGUUUGUCAUUGUCGGAUCUCUCAAAGACUGGGAGGGCUGGCAAGAUGCGCACAACAUCAGCGUGGAAACUCUGCUCGUCAAUGGUCGCUACGACGAAGUCACAGACCUCUCCAUGGCCCCAUGGUUCAAGUGCAUUCCCAAGGUCAAGUGGGUUACGUUUGCGAACUCCAGCCAUAUGCCUCACUAUGAGGAGCGGGAGCGGUUCAUCCAGGUCUGCGGUGACUUUCUCUCCGGAAUGUAAUUAAAGCCGUGAUUUCAGUACGUACGAGUAUGGAAGAGGCACAUCCAUGAUAUCUGCCCGACCAAAAUGGGUACCUGAUCCAGUCAGAUGCUCUUCUCGACGAUCUGAUGGCAAUGAUCUGCUGUUGCAGUACUCGGUGCCUGCAGGCCAACAUCAAGUCACAAACUCAUCCGCCUGGACCCCAGAAAUAGUCACUGACCUGCCCAAUAAGGGGCCAAUGAUCCGUUUGUCAUCAACCCUGGAUUGACAGUCAGAACUGUCGAUCAGCCGCAACGCCACGAAGGACCCGUCAUCUUGGUGUAGUAGUUGUUAGUAAAAGGCACCCAAUUUUUACUCGGCCUUUGGAACGAGAGCGACUUGAUCUACGCUGAAUCACCCAUCAUGGAGCAAUGCACAGUGUAUACACACGACUUCUUAGUGUCAAAAAUAUUCGACACGUACGUCA